Messenger RNA from Cryptomeria japonica (Japanese cedar), 1948 nucleotides. Its product is annotated as protein XRI1. The coding region runs from base 840 to 1625 and encodes 261 amino acids. Lineage: Eukaryota; Viridiplantae; Streptophyta; Pinopsida; Cupressales; Cupressaceae. The record is from RefSeq and is a predicted model, not a curated record. Gene Ontology annotation, biological process: male meiotic nuclear division; female meiotic nuclear division. The transcript has 10 exons.
CCUCUCCUCCUGCUCACUCCCUGAGUUCGUCCCCGCGCCUCCUGUGUCAUUAAGCUCCUUAAAAUCAACGUCCCACAAUUGCUCCCAACACAUGGGAAGCUCUUAUCACCAACGAUGUGCUGGGAACGUUAUUUAUCCGCUGCCUUAAAAGUCGUGCAGCUUCUUAUCCACACCCAUGGCGGACGGCUCAGAUAGAGGCGCUUCGCGCGUGUGAUGUGCUCUUAACGGGCUUUAGGGUUUGGCAGCCUUUGAGAAAAUUUAACUCGUGUUCGAAUCUCAAUAAACUCUACUUCUGUUGCUUGCAGGCCUGGGUUCGAGUCCCACCAGCUCCAGUUUCGAGUACCUUGACAAUCGUUUUGGUUGCGGAUAUUGGAACGAAACGGCUGUUUGCCCCGCUAUUUCGGGUUCGCGUUGGAGAAAUCGAAACAAACCCUUGGAGAGCAACGGCUGGAUUCAGAGUGUGUUUUUGCAGUCGGCUAUAAGAAUUGUUGGAGCUGAGACACAAUAAAUCUGGAAGCUGGAUGGAAUGUAGAUAGCGCGCAAGAGUUUUCCGUAUUUACUGCUUCGAUUCCGUUUGUAUUUUGCCUACGACUUCCUUUGUUCCUUCCAAAGAAAGCCUCCAGGCUCCAGUAUUUAUUUAUCCUGCUCGGUUUCAAAAUUUUCAAGGCUUCAUUAAAUUUACGGAUUCGCUGUUCUCCAAGCUUGUUAAGGCUACUGUAAAUAGCGGCGGAAUCUUUUCAUCAAUCGGCGAUUUCAAACGAUCGUGUCAAUCAGGGUUUGCAACUUUUUUAUAUUUGGAAAAAAAAAUUACUACAGAAUUUCCAGUUCUUGUAAAGAAAAUGUCGUUCGAGGAGGAUAGCGAGGCCUGGACAUGGCAGGAUUUGGCCGGCGACUCCUCUCUCGCGCUUUCGGACUUGUUGAAUGAUUUUGAUCUGACGCAAGGUGAAGAAAUCUCGGCUGACAGUCAAGGCAGCAGAGAGCCUGAAUCUUCCAGCUUUGCGGGAGUUAGUCCGCCAUUGAAGAGGCGUCGAAUGCUUCAAUUUUCUGAGGCUGUAAGGUUCGAAGAUAAACAAAACGGCGGAUUUGAGGAUCACAGCGGAGAUCUUCAAAUGUCGGAUCCAGUCGGCUCAGAUUCGUUCUUGUUUUGCAGAAACGAAGAUCUUUCUGGCGAAAGCUUGGAAAAUUCCUCUGAGACCUGGAUGGCAGGAUGCAUCAACGAAGGGGAAAUGCCUGACAUUUCAGACGAUCCCAAUGCUUCAGGAGGAUUUGAUGACCAGAUCGAUAUAUCAGAAUUUUGUAAUCUGUUACAGCCUGGUGUGGAUGCAGACACGCCACAAGCACAGAUCGGCAAUCCUCCAAGCGAUCUCCCUGCAGGGAAGCAGAAAACCAGAGGAAAAGUGACAUAUCCUUUUGCUCUGAUAAAACCAUGUGGGGUGCAAGGAGAUGUAACGCUCAACGACAUAAACCACAAGAUUUCUAGCACUUCUACAUUACUGCAAGUCCAAGACUGUACACGGGCAAAACCUGUGCACAAGUCGGCAAUCUCUGGAAAAACUGUCGUUGCCUGCACAAAAGUUCACACGGAAGGAAACGGCAGCAUUAUAAUCAUGAGAACAAGAGGCUGAUGAGGUUCGAGCCUGAAAAUUCACUGCAGCUAACAGAUUUUCGUGAAACGAAAAGACAGAGAUUUGAACUUGGGACCUCACCCUCACGCUCCUGAUUAAUGUACGCUCCCGAUUAAUGUACAUAAAUACGUAUAUACACGCAAGUAGCCGAGAUUCUUUAAUUUUUUUGAACUAAACAUAGUGUAGGAUCUGAAUUCUCUGAUGAGAUGUGGAUGUGCCACGUAGCAAUGGUGGCCCGCGAGCCAAUAACUUGAUCUGCUCUAUUUAAUUGAUGUGUGCAGUAUUUUUAUUAAGUUACUGAUUUGAUGCGACAUUUUCCAUAA